This is a messenger RNA of Uranotaenia lowii, 1137 nucleotides long. RefSeq names its product very-long-chain (3R)-3-hydroxyacyl-CoA dehydratase 2 (gene Hacd1). The record is from RefSeq and is a predicted model, not a curated record. Gene Ontology annotation, biological process: very long-chain fatty acid biosynthetic process; sphingolipid biosynthetic process; fatty acid elongation. The transcript is spliced from 3 exons. Bases 205 to 972 code for a protein of 255 amino acids. Gene Ontology annotation, cellular component: endoplasmic reticulum membrane. Lineage: Eukaryota; Metazoa; Arthropoda; Insecta; Diptera; Culicidae. Gene Ontology annotation, molecular function: 3-hydroxyacyl-CoA dehydratase activity.
AUUUGCUCAGUCGCUCACCGGACGUCUCGCGGUUCUCUUGAUUUUUGAUUGACGAUCUCAACGACGUUCGCUACGUCCUUCAUUCAGCGUUGUGUUGUACUAACCGUACUACGUAAGCAAACCAAAACUCAUUACUGUGCGAGUUUUUUUUCUGUGUUGUGUGCCGUCCAAAGUGGAUAAUCAAGUUUUUUCUUCAUUACUUUGAUGGGCACUUCUUUCUCCAGCAGAAGGGUCAAGAGUCAACCUAACCGGGAACCGAAUUACAUAAGCACACGAUCAAAAAUGGCACCAAAAGAACCUUCUCCGCUGGUUAAGUUGUACUUGAUUUUGUACAACGGAGGGCAAGUUUUGGGAUGGUCCUACAUGUUCUAUCAAUUGCUGGCCUACUACACAUUCGACAAAGGCAAUGGACAAACCCUGUGGGACUACCUCGGGAAAACGGUUAUCAUUUUCCAAAAUGCAGCGGUGCUUGAAAUCUUGCACGCAGCGACCCGUAUCGUGCCGAGCAAUCCGGUCAUCACCACCUUCCAGGUGCUAUCGCGUGUGAUGGUCGUCUGUGGAGUCGUUAUGGCUACGCCUACUGGAAAAACUUCUCCAGGGCUCCCACUAGCGCUUCUAGCUUGGUCCAUCACCGAAAUCAUCCGAUACGGUUACUACGCACUCAAUCUAGUCAACGCAGUUCCCCACUUCAUCAUCUUCCUUCGAUACACGACCUUCAUUGCUCUCUACCCGAUCGGGGUCACCGGGGAAUUGUUGUGCUUCUUCUGGGCCCAGAGCUUUGUGCGGGAAUCCAAACAGUGGAGCAUCGAGAUGCCGAACUCCUACAACUUCACCUUUUCGUACUUCUACUUCCUGUGGACCAUUAUGUUGUUGUACAUUCCACUGUUCCCGCAGAUGUAUCUGCACAUGUUCGCCCAAAGGCGAAAGAUUCUCGGCGGAGGAAGUGCCGGGUCCAAACAGAAGGUCAAAUAAGAAGCUUUUCUCUUCUUGUUCUGGGUGUCCCUGCUGCUGGUGGAUAGUACUUUAAUAAUUGAUAUUCAAUUUGCGGUUCCGGGAGAUAUUGCUAUUGGUUUAAGGUGUACAAAUCUUUUCCCAAGUUGUUAAUAAAUUAUUGCUCAAAUAAUGCUCGUAGAAUAA